AUGCAAUAUUGUGCUGAUAGAUUUUCCUUACUUGACAACCGCAACAAACUCAGCGUUGCCGACAUAUCCCAAAAGAUAGCAGUUUCCUGUGGUGUACAGUCCUCGCAGAUCGAAGACGCCUUUCCAUGCACACCUCUUCAGGAGGGUCUCCUAGCUUUGAGCGCGCAUCUGCCAGGCUACUAUGUCGCACGAUACAAGUUACUUUUGCGCCCAGAAGUCAGUGACCUCGCCCUCCGAACCACUUUGAGCCAUGUUUAUGCGUCGACGCCGAUCUUAAGAACCCGGAUAGUUGAUCUUGCCGACGAGGGCCUGGUACAGGCCAUAAUAGACGAGCCAUUCAUGUGGGCGACAGCGAAUGACCUCGAUGAAUAUCUGCGCCAUGACAAACAGCGAACUACAAGCACAGGGUCUCCUCUAGCUAGGUUCGCGCUUGUAGAUGAUCACAAACGCAAGCAGCGCUUUUUCGUCUGGACAAUGCACCAUGCGCUUUACGAUUUCUGUUCGGUGCCACUGCUUUUGAAAAGGGUGAACGAUGUUUAUUUGGGAAAAGAUCCAGCUGCUUCAGCUCCAUUCCAGAAUUUUGUGAAGCAUAUCAGAGAGAUGGAAGUCUGUUCCGCAGAACAGAUAUGGAAAAAGCACCUGAGUGGCAACGAAGCACCAAUGUACCCCCAACUUCCGAGCAUCAAAUAUCGCCCAAAAGCGGAUCAAACGGUAUCUUGCCUUUUCAAAGACCUCCCAUGGUCGCGUGAAGCUGGCACCCAGACAAUGCCGAUGGUCUGGGCGGCAUGGGCUGUUCUCAUGGGCCAGCACGCUGUUACAGAUGAAGCAGUCUUUGGAGUGACUACUUUUGGGCGGCAAGCCAACUUCGUUGGUAUUGAGAGCACGACUGGUCCUACUAUGGCCACUAUACCAUUGAGAGUAGAUAUUGCCAAGGAAAUCACUGUCACGGAGUUUGUAUGCAGACUACAACAGUCAGCAGCAGAGCUAGCCACCGUGGAACAUUACGGACUACAAAGAAUUCGAAAGAUCAGCACCGAUGCGGAGAGGGCUUGCGGAUUUCAGACUCUUGUCGAAGUUAAUCUACAAGAAGAGUACUUGAAUCCAACAGAUGGACCAUUCGACCCAAGCUCUCUAGAGGAUUUCUCUGCCACUGACAAUGCCCAAAAUGCGCCACUAUUCACAACUUUCGCUUUGAAGGUCCAAAUCAGAUUGCUAGCCUGUGGUCUGGAUUGCAUGCUCACAUUCGACUCCCGCAUAAUCAGCCGCGAUGAAGCGAGCUCUCUCCAACGUCAGCUCGAGCAUGUCCUCCGACAACUUUGCGAUCCAAUUAAUGCUGCUGUCAAGCUAUCAGAUAUUGACUGGACAGGACCGAACGAUUUGGAGCGCAUUUGGACCUGGAAUGAGACAGUCCCUCAGAGGGCCGACGACUGUGUACAUGAAUUAAUAUCACGAACAGCUCGUAGUCAGCCUGAUGCUCCUGCUAUCUGUGCUUGGGAUGGCAAGCUUACAUAUGGAGAACUUGCCCAGAUGUCUACUGACUUGGCUCACUACCUAGUCAGUCAGGGUGUUGAGCGAGGUACGAUUGUGCCAUUAUGCUUCGAAAAAUCCAUGUGGACAUCUGUUUCAAUCCAAGGAGUAAUGAAAGCAGGCGGAGUUUGUGUUACUAUGGACACCACUCAGCCAGAAGCCCACUUACAGCGAAUUGCUUGUCAAGUCUCAGGAAAGGUUCUUCUAUCCUCGAUCGCAAACAAAUCGAUAGCGGAACGGCUGGCAGGCGACCGUACGAACGUGAUUAUCCUCGAGACAUACUUUUUACAGGCCAAGGGUAUACGAUUGAACACUCGUUUGCCUACGGUCGACCCAUCGGACCUGGUCUACAUAGUAUUCACGUCUGGAAGUACCGGUACUCCAAAAGGCGCUAUGAUCAGACAUUCUAAUUUCAGUUCUGCCAUUCUCCACCAACGCGGACCUCUCCGCGUGAAACCCGAAGACAGGGUCUUUGACUAUGCGUCAUAUGCGUUCGACAUUUCGUGGUUCAACGUACUAUCUACACUGAUUGUGGGAGCCUGUCUCUGUGUGCCGAGCGAAGAGGAGCGUCGUGGAGAUAUUGCAGCAUCAAUACGUCGCUACGGCGUGACAUAUGCCGAUUUUACUUCAUCUAUCUCACGUUUGAUUGAACCCAGUGAGGUGCCUUCACUUAGACACCUUGUAUUUUGUGGCGAGCCAGUUCUUGCUCAGGAUGCUAUCCGCUGGGGUCAUUUACAGGGGGCUAUAAAUACAUAUGGGCCUGCCGAGUGUACACCCAAGAGUCACAUCUACGAUUACGUCUCAGAACCAUCCAAGCUGUCAAAUGAAAUUGGUUGGGGAAGAGGGCUGAAUCCCUGGGUAACGCAGCCUGAGAAUCCCGACAAGCUGGCAGUCAUUGGCUCAUUGGGUGAAUUGUGGCUUGAAGGACCACUCGUUGGUGCUGGCUACUUUGGCGACUGUGAGAAGACGGCAGCUGCCUUCAUUGAGAAUCCUGCAUGGCUGCUGAGUGGUGGGCCUGGUCAUUCCGGCAGAACUGGGCGCCUCUACAAGACUGGUGAUCUGGUGCGGUAUAAUCCAAACGGUUCAUUGAAAUACGUCAAGAGAAAGGAUGCACAGGUGAAGGUGCGGGGGCAGCGCGUAGAGCUUGCUGAUAUUGAACAUCAUGUGCGGAAUGCAUUAAAUGUCCAAGAGGGCGAGAUAAGUGUCAUUGUUGCGCUCAUUUUGCCCAAAGGUGGUGAAAACAAAGUUUUGACAGCCUUCAUCAGCACUUCCGUGACUGAUGUCAACACUGUCCACGAUAAACUUGAUGCUCGUGUAUCCCGGGCCACAGAAACACUGCAAGAGCGCGUUCCAUCUUAUAUGAUUCCUGCAGCUUAUGUGGCUCUACCAAGUAUGCCAAUGGGUGCUACUGGUAAAACAGACCGAAAGAAGUUAAAUGCAAUUGGGUCUUUUAUGACCUUGGAAGAACUUACCUCGCUUGGCAACAAGUUCGAAGAAGCUGGACGGAGAGCGCCUACAACGACGACUGAGCUUCGUCUGCAAGCAGCUUGGGCAUACACCUUGCAGAAAAGCUCUGAGAGGCUGAACCUAGACGACAAUUUUUUCAGGCUUGGUGGCGACUCUAUCUCUGCUAUACGGCUAGUCAGUGCUGCGCGACGUGAGGGCCUAUCAAUCACAGGUUCGGAUAUCUUCCAAAAGCCUACUAUUGCUGGCCUUGCAACUCUAGCCACUGAGAUUGCGACAUCAGCAUCAGACCUCCCGGGCACUACUCUCCCUUUCUCAAUGUUUGGGCCAGGAAUAAGCUCCGCAGACAUACGUAGCCAUGCCGUUGCUACGUGUGGCAUUUCACACGAUCUAAUCCUAGAUUGCUUCCCGUGUACACCUUUGCAAGAGGGACUCAUGGCGCUGAGUACUCGCAUGGAGGGAGACUACGUUGCACGAUUUGUGCUGCGUUUGAGGAAUUCAAUCGACAUCGGACGAUUUCGCAACGCGUGGUCUCAAAUGGUAGUGGCCACCCCAAUUUUACGGACACGUAUUGCGGAUCUAGGAGAUCACGGUCUCGUGCAAGUGGUGAUUGAUGAAGAAGUUGUUUGGGAGACCAGAGAGUCUGAUCUGGAUGAACAUCUCAGAGCGAAGCAGGCCAUUGGUGUCGGCCUGGGAACGCCACUCGUGCGAUAUGAAUUGAUCAGAGAUAAUAAAAUCCAGCGGAAUUUCUUCAUUUGGACAAUACACCAUUCCUUAUACGAUGGCUGGUCCAUUAAUUUGAUGAUUCAAAGAGUACAGCAGCUUUAUCGAGGUCAAUCGCUGCCCGCAAUCAUCCCGUUCCAAAACUUUGUCAAGCGAGUCAGGAUUGACAUGGUGCACGACUCUGCAGAGCAGACGUGGAAAGAGUAUUUACAUGGGCUGGAUGCACCGCCUUUUCCGUCAAUUUCCUCGACAAACUCCCAAUCCGACAGUAACAGCGUGAUAACCCAUAACAUUUCAGGGGUAAAAUGGCCACGCACGGGGAUUACAGCUUCAACAACAAUACGCGCGGCCCUAUCUAUUGCAAUAAUGCAGUACACGGGUCUCUGUGAGGCAUUAUUUGGAUCCAUUUCUUCGGGACGUCAGAUGAAUAUGCCUGGGAUCGAAGAAGUUGUUGGGCCAACGAUAGCGACAGUUCCAGUCCGCGUCACUUCACAAGAAAAAGAAACCAUAAUCCGAUUCCUGCAACGAGUCCAGGAUCAAGCAAUUCAGUUGACAGCUGUUGAACAGUUCGGCCUACACCGGAUACGACUGCUUGGAGCUAGCGCUGAGCAAGCAUGCCAGUUCCAAACAUUGCUUGUCGUACAACCAAAGACACAAGCAAACGUUGAAGAAGCACUGUUUGAACCAGCCGGCAAGGACGGAACUUCCAAGAAACCAUUCAGCGAAGCUGAAACGCUCCGUACUUACGCACUGAUGAUAGAAUGUACACUGGCUGAUGAUGAGCUGCUCUGUCAUGUGUCAUACGACUCCGAAAUCAUAUCAUCCAACAAAGCUCAGAAGUUUUGCUAUACGUUUGAGCAAGCAAUUCGUCAGUUAUGCGUCCCAGAGAAUCACGAAAGGCGGCUUGCGGACCUCGACUUUUUAAGUCCCCAGGACUUAGAAUACGUCUGGCGAUGGAACGAAAAGAUCCCUGAGACCGAUUCAAGAUGCAUGCAUGAGUUAAUCUCUCAUGUUGUCCUUGAACAGCCCGAAGCCGCUGCUGUCUGUGCUUGGGAUGGCCAAUUCACGUAUACAGAGCUUGAGUGCCUUUCUACGAGACUGGCUUACCAAUUAGUUGAUCGAGGUCUUGGUGGCCAGGGAGGAAAAUUUGUACCCCUGGCUUUUGAAAAGUCAAAGUGGACGCCUGUGGCUAUGUUGGGUGUGAUGAAGGCCGGCGGAGCCUCUGUUACUUUGGAUUGUACUUUUCCAGAACAGCGGUUGCAAUCCAUCGUUUCUCAGCUAUCCCCUCAUCUUAUCUUAGCCUCAGCAAGACAGAAGGAGCUUGCCGGUAGGCUUACCUCCGCACCCGUCCUGACUGUCGAUGCAUCUCUUGCAGAGCAGAUCUCACCAUCGCUGAAGCUCAGUACCCUACCCACAGUCAGCUCGUCAGACCCGAUCUAUAUCGUUUUCACCUCUGGCAGUACAGGGACUCCAAAGGGGGCAGUGAUGACACACAGAGGUUUCAGCAGCGCUAUCCAGCACCAGGCAGGUCUACGCUAUUCAGCUAGUGCGAGGACUUACAACUUUGUCUCUCACAGUUUUGAUGUCUUUUGGCAUGACGUACUCCGUACCUUCGCGGCUGGAGGUUGUUUAUGUGUGCCCUCUGAGGAUGAUCGUAUGAACGACUUGGCUGGUUCCUUCGAGAGUCUCCGAUCUAAUUCGCUGGCCAUUACUCCUUCAUCCGCUCGGCUGAUCGAUCCGGAACAUGUCCCAGGUUUAAAGCAUCUAGUCAUGGGUGGAGAGCCAGUAACCGCUGCAGAUGUGUCGAGGUGGAAGGGCCGAGUCGACCACAUUAUCAGCGUUUAUGGGCCUGCAGAAUGUGUUCCACCAAUUGCGAUAGCAUCUUGCGAUCCAAACUCCACCAUCGCCCCCAGUCUUGGGCGUGGCGCAGGCGUCAACAUAUGGCUGGUUGAUCCUCGGGAUCACAACAAACUCUCAUCUGUGGGCGCGAUAGGCGAGGCUCUGAUCGAAGGCCCUUUAGUUGGGGAAGGCUAUUUUGGCAACAAGAAAUUAUCCGACACUGUCUUCAUUGAUCCUCCAAGUUGGCUUUUACGAAGAGAUCCCGAACCGGAACGCUCGCAUCACCGCUUGUACAAAACUGGCGAUCUCUUGAGGUACAAAGAGGAUGGAACGCUGGAUUUUGUAGCACGGAAAGAUGCUCAAGUCAAGCUCAACGGGCAGCGCUUUGAGCUCGUAGACGUCGAACAAAAUCUGUACGAUGUCAUUGGUGCACACAGUGAUGUUCAGCUCGCGUGUGAGAUAAUAUCUCCUGCGAAAGAGGACAAGAAACUACUCGCCGCUUUUGUGACUUUGGCAAGCUUCUCUCGUACUGUUGGAGAUGCUGUCAAGAUAAAGGACGCCAUGACUGCGUGGACUGCUGCUCUAAGAACAAAAGUGCCCGGGUACAUGAUACCGAGUGCAUUCAUCCCUCUAGAGGAAAUUCCCAAAACACCGACAGGGAAGUUAGAUCGACGGAAACUGCGCGACUUGGGUUCCUCUAUGACCUUUGAGGAACUAAAUUCACACAGCGCCUCAGACCACGAGCGACAGCCGCCAACUACAAAGAUCGAGCGACAACUCCAGAAACUUUGGGCCGCUGUAUUGAAAAUUGACCCAAUCCGAAUUGGUGCCAAUGACAGCUUUCUACAAGUCGGUGGAGAUUCAAUCUCUGCGAUGCGACUUGUCACUUCUGCAAAGAAACAGGGGCUGUCGUUUUCAGUGGCCGAUAUAUUCUCAAGGCCAGUGUUGUGUGACUUGGCUACGUCGGUCAAUACAAUGGCCCAAGAAGGCUCCAGCUCCAAGAUCGAACCAUUCUCGCUACUCACCACCAAUGAAGAUGUCAUAGAGUUAUCCAAGCGUGCAGCUAUCUUAUGCGACGUUCCGGCCUCGCAAAUACAAGAUGUGUUCCCUUGCACGUCGCUACAAGAAGCUUUACUAGCACAAACUGCAAAACGUGCCGGUGACUAUACUGCAUGUUUCACUUUAGAGUUGCGUUCGGACACCGAACUUUCUCGUUUCAAGAGUGCUUGGGAGUCUGUUUACGACAGUCAUUCAAUCUUAAGGACAAGGAUCAUUGAGCUUUCUGGCCAUGGCCUCGUGCAAGUUACUCUCAAAAAUUCCAUUUGUUGGAGCCAUUUCAAGACCUCAGAUGAGGCUGAAAAGACCAAAGGAGUCAGGCACAUUGGUCUCGGUAAUCCACUCAUCCAUAACGAUCUCGUGGAAGACGAAGAGUCAGGUCGCAAGUAUUUUUUCUGGACCAUUCACCACGCCCUUUACGACGGCUGGUCGAUACCGCUUUUGAUGGAAGACCUUGCUCAAGCCUACAAUGGACAUGUUCUUGUACCCUCUCCGCCUUUCCAAAACUUCAUUUCAUAUUUACAGAAAUCCGAUGAAGUUACCACAAUUGCCUUUUGGGAAGGCAUGCUCCAAGGCUUGGAAGCACCAUCAUGGCCGGCAGUGACAUGGCCCACACAUCAGCUGCGUGCGGAUACAAAUCUCCCACACAAUGUUACUGGCAUAAAUUGGCCCAGGGAAAGCAACAUCACAGCUUCAACAAUCUUGCGUGCAACCUUGACUAUUCUCAUCGGAGAAUAUAGCGCCGCUAGCGAGGUGGUCUUUGGUGCUACGGUUAUUGGUCGACAAGCCCCUGUUGAGUCGAUUGACCGUAUAACAGGGCCAACGAUUACGACUGUUCCAAUCCGCACAAAGCUCAAUAUGGAGCAGAGCAUCGAUGAGCUCCUUCGCAGCAUUCAGAAACAAGGGAUUGACAUUAUGCCGUUCGAACAGAUUGGUCUAAAGCGCCUUCGAAGAAUAAGCAAAGACGCUGAACAAGCUUGUCAAUUCCAAACUCUUUUGGUUGUUCAACCUGGACCAUCUUCAAAUGACCCGUCGCUCCAAUUGUUUGAGCAUUCCAUACACGCCGAGGAGGCUCUCAACAAAGACAAUGACAACACAGCCUUCAACACUUAUGCCCUUCAAGUUGUCUGCAAUAUCAUGGAUGAUGGUGUAACAGCAGAGUUUAUUACCGACUCUACAAUUAUUGAUCAGACUCAACUGCGUCGAAUGGCUUUCCAGUUCGAACAUAUUCUUCGACAGAUAUGCUCGCUAGAGCGGGGCGGAUCUAAAGUCGCGGAUCUUGAGACUAUCAGCGCUCAUGAUCGCGCUGAGAUUGGAAGCUGGAAUUCGAAGCCCUGGCCACCAGUGCAUCAGUGCGUUCUGGAGCUUCUUGAACCGCAGUCACAUUGGAACUCAUCCGCAAAGGCCAUUUGUGCCUGGGAUGGGGACUUCACAUACGCCGAAUUGGAAACGCUAUCCACUAAAUUAGCUUAUAAUUUGGUUACUUUCGGUGUUAAACGAGGAGCCGCUGUUCCUAUACUCUUUGAAAAGUCAAAAUGGAUGUCGAUAACCAUGCUUGCUGUUGUCAAGGCUGGUGGUACCGGUGUCACUUUGGAUUCAAGUCUUCCCGCAAAUAGAUUACGGUCCAUCAUUGAGACAGUCCAUCCCAAACUCCUCGUGUCUUCGUCGGGCUGUGGGGAGCUUGCAAGCAGCCUCACUACUGAGAAGGUAGUCUUGUUGGAUGACAGCAGUCUGGCGGAAUUGCCAAGCCCCCCGGAGAAUUAUCGACACCCAGCCAUAACACCUGAUGAUGAUUUGUACAUUGCGUUCACGUCAGGCAGUACCGGUCGGCCAAAGGGAGUGGUAGUAUCCCACCGUCAGUUCAGCAGCGCAAUUAAGUAUCAGCCGCAACGGCUUGGCAUCACAGAAACCUCCCGGGUUUACGAAUUCGUUUCCAAUGGUUGGGAUGGCAUCUGGUUGGAACUUCUGUUCACGCUAGCAGCUGGUGCCUGCCUGUGUGUUCCAAGUGAGGCAGACCGUCGGAACCGACUCGCAGAGUCGAUUCGUACUUUGCAGGCAAACUAUGUUCAUCUUACACCCACGGUGGCACGAAUGCUGGAUCCAUCUCAGGUGCCGAGCCUGGAAUGCGUGGGACUGGUCGGAGAGCCAAUGCUCAAAUCUGACAAAGAUCAAUGGACGCGAUUCGGAGUCAAAGUUCUGAACAUGUACGGACCCACUGAAUGUACACCGUUGAGUAGCUGUGCCGAAAUCGUAAGCCUAGAUGAAGGGCCAUUGGUGAUUGGCAAGGGCAUGGGUGCAAAUUUUUGGAUUUUGCGACCACAACACUCUUCACAGGACCUUGCACCUAUCGGAGCAGUUGGCGAACUUGUAAUUGAUGGACCGAUCGUGAGUAAAGGAUAUCAUUCGGACGCACUCAGUACCUCCAAAGCCUUUGUUUCCAACCCACCGUGGCUGAAACAGAAUGCCCGACUUUAUAAGACUGGCGAUCUUGUCCGCUACACGUCGGACGGAAACAUUCUUUUCGUUGGCCGGAAGGACUCGCAGGUCAAAAUUCGUGGGCAGCGAGUCGAGCUUAACGAAAUCGAGAGUCAUAUGCGCAAGGGCCUUGCCACGAAUUCACAAUCAACCACACCACAACAACAUACAAUUUCUGGCUUCGCAGACGUGCUGAUACCGGCAGAAAGCAAGAAUCCAACACUAGUUGCUUUCAUUCACGUUGAAUCUACAGACAAUCUCUCGGAAAAUGAUCUACGCUCUGUGGCAAACCAGGUCGUUCCUGGGCUGUUGCAACAGCUUACGAGCUCACUACCCGCAUACAUGGUGCCGAAUUUCUACGUUCCAGUGGCUCAAAUUCCAACUACGGCAACCGGGAAGAUCGACAGGAAUUCCUUGCGUAGGAUAGGUGAGCUCUAUACUCUUGAGCAGCUUUCAGCACUUAGUCCCGAGCGAGAUGUCAAGCGGCAACCAGUCGACAAAACACAGAUCCGUUUUCAGCAGUUAUGGUCACAAGUGCUCGAUAUCAACGCUCAAAGCAUUGGAUCUGAUGACAGCUUCUUCCGAGUUGGAGGGGAUUCUGUCAGCGCAAUGAGUCUGGCUAGUAUAGCGCGAGAGCAUGGUCUGUCCGUCACAGUUUCCGACAUCUUUAAAAACCCGAGGUUGGAGGAUCUGGCUGCAAUGGCAAGCGAAGUGGUGGUUGCCAGCUCCGAAAUCUUACCAUUUUCUUUAUUAUCACGCGGUAUCUACGAGGAGAGUGUUCAAGCUCAUGCAGCCCGACUCUGCAAGGUGGAACCCGAACAUAUCGAAGACAUCUUCCCGUGUACACCGAUGCAAGAAGGCCUAAUAGCAAUAACAGCAAAACGUGCUGGCGCCUUUACUGCUUGUUACACCCUCGAGCUGCAGACCUCCGUUGACUUGAAUCACUUCCGUCAGGCAUGGACUGAAGUGCUUCACGCUACACCCAUCCUGAGAACUCGCAUCAUCGAUUUACCCGGCCAGGGUCUCGUCCAGGUGAUUACUAAAAUUGCUGAAGAAUGGACCAACAGCGAUAUUGUUGACCAUCCUGAGGUGGAAAUGGGACUUGGUCUACCCUUGAAUUCGCAAGGUAUAGUCAUCGAAAAAGGAACCAAGCGCCGGUUCUUCAUCUGGAGAGUGCAUCAUGCUCUCUAUGAUGGCUGGUCUCGGUCUCUUGUGAUCAAUCGAUUGGAAAAGGUAUACCGAGGGGAGCCACUUGGACACUCACCACCGUUUCAAUUCUUUGCAAAACAUCUUGCUGAUCUCGACAUGACACGAUGUGAAUCAUUUUGGAAGGAGCUACUGUCAGGCGUUGAAGCAGCUUCAUUCCCGUCACUACCCAAUGCAUCCUACGAGCCACUGGCGGACAAGAGCAUCACAAGUGUGAUCUCCAAUAUCAGUUGGCCCAGGGGCGACAUUACCCCAUCAACGAUAGUUCGGGCAGCAUGGUCGAUACUGACUGCUGAGUACACUGGGGUGAACGAGGCAUUGUUCGGAAUCACGGUCAUGGGUCGUCAAGUCGUCCAGGGUAUCGAGCAAAUGGUUGGCCCUACGAUUGCAACAAUUCCAGUCCGCGUAGUCCUCAAGAAGCAAGAGACAAUUGGAGACUUACUCCGCAGAGUCCAAAAGCAAGCCGUGGAGUCAAUGGAAUUCGAGCAAAUUGGUCUGCAAAAACUUCGUCGCAUCAACAACUAUACCGAGCGAGCCUGUCAAUUCCAAACACUAUUGCUGAUCCAACCAAGGAGUUUGGCAGAAGAUGCGAAACGAGAUAGAGAGCUCUUCCAGUAUUCUCUAGGUGACGAGAAGGUGGCAAACUCCGACGACAUCAACGCUGCGUUCAGCAGUUAUGCACUGCAACUUUCCUGUGACCUGGGUGAAGAUGAUUUAACUCUGAGUCUCGUCGCAGACACCCACGUCAUUAAGGAACCGCAGUUGCAGCGUAUUCAACGGCAAUUUGAGCACAUCAUCCGCUCGCUAUGCAAGUCGAAGCCCGCGGUCAAACUAGGUGACAUUUGUACUACAGGUCCAUCUGAUCGACAAGAAAUUUGGCAGUGGAAUGCAAGCGUGCCCGAGACAGCAGCUACGUGUGUGCAUGACUUGAUUUGGAAGAUCGUCAAAUGUAGUGAUCCGACAACAUUGGCUAUAAACGCUUGGAACGGCAGUCUCACGUACGUUGAACUUGAUGACCUAUCAACUCGCCUCGCCCAUCGACUAUGCAGCUUAGGCGUAGGCCAAGGUUCAAUUGUUCCCCUCUGCUUUGAAAAGUCAGUUUGGACUCCAGUCGCACAACUUGCAGUCAUGAAAGCGGGAGCUGCAUCCGUGGUACUGGAUACAACCAUUCCUGAACAGCGACUACUGGCUAUCACUCAGCAGGUUCAACCUCUAGUCAUAGUAUCGUCAACUGGGAACAAAGAGCUAGCUAGCCGAAUUGCCGAAACAAAAGUGUUGGUUGUCGAUGCGGAUCAAUUAUCUCAGCUUCCGAACUUGCCUUCCACAUUAUUACCCAUCGUCCAACCUUCUGAUCUGUUGUACGUCGUAUUCACCUCCGGCAGCACGGGUCUCCCCAAAGGAGCACUUAUCACACAUCAAAACUUCAGCAGCGCGAUUCAACAUCAACAGCCUUCCCUGGGGAUCGUUCCCACUUCCCGGGUUUACGACUUUGUUUCGUAUGCAUUCGAUGUCGCCUGGUCCAAUUUUAUCCAGACGCUUACAGCUGGAGCGUGUUUGUGCAUCCCUAGCGAAUCUGAUCGGAGAGGAAAUAUCGCCCAAUCGAUACAAGAUCUCGGGGCCAAUUAUGCUCACUUGACACCAACGGUGGCUCGGACUAUUAACCCUGAGGCCGUUCCUGGACUUCGAACAAUGAGUCUGAUUGGCGAACCUGUCUCGCAAGCCGAUGUAAAAAGAUGGGCCGAUCGACGAAUCAUGCUGAAUACUUACGGCCCCGCUGAAUGCACACCUGUGAGCACAAUCCAAGAGCUUAAAAUUACGGAUAAUGGUGAGCCUCGGAUCGGUAAAGCGGUCGGUAGCAACACAUGGAUCGUACGUGCAGAUGACAACCAAGAUCUGUGUGCGAUCGGUGCUGUUGGCGAGCUCGUGAUCGAAGGGCCGAUUGUCGGUUCUGGAUACCUUUCAGAUCCCGCCAAAACCGCCAGUGCAUUCAUUGAACGCCCUCCGUGGCUGCUCCAGCGCAAGAACGGACAUGAAGGUCGCACCGGGCGGGUCUAUAAGACCGGAGACCUGGUCCGUUAUGAUUGGGAUGGCAGUCUGAGAUUUGUUGGCCGCAGAGAUACUCAACUCAAGAUUCGCGGUCAGCGGGUCGAACUCAGAGACAUCGAGAGUCAUCUUCAGAAGCAUCUCUCCGCAUACGGCGAUAUAGAAGCUGUGGUCGACGUUGUGUGUCCAAGCGGAAACGAGAAUCCCAUUCUUCUUGCCUUCAUCUGUCCUUCAGACGCAGCUACACUUUCCGAGUCAGAUCUCAUUGCCACCGUGCAGCGUAUAACAAUGGGAAUUGAGUCGAGACUUCGACAAGAUCUUCCUCUGUAUAUGAUACCGAACGCUUAUAUUCCAAUGCCAGUCAUGCCGGCCACAGUCACAGGCAAACGCAACCGGACAGAUCUGCGAAGAUACGGUCAAAGCAUGACACUUGAGCAAUUGGUCGCGUUGAGCGCCGGGCAACAUAAUCGAAAGAAGCCUUCCACUCCGCUAGAACGGCAAUUGCAAGAAGUCUGGGCCUCUAUUCUCCACGUUGCUCCAGACUCAAUUGGAUCAGAGGACAGUUUCUUCCAGCUUGGUGGAGAUUCCAUCAUCGCAAUGCGUCUGGUUCGAGAAGCAAACAAUAUUGACCUACCAUUGAAAAUUCAGGAUGUCUUCACGCAUCCACGACUCUGUGACCUGGCAACACUCGUGGAAACGUCUGUAGCCGGAAAGGUAAUCUCCGGGUGCAAUGGAAACGCAGCACUUGAUAUCCGUGGUGAGGAAGCCAACUCUAGAGAUGACCAUGCAAAAGCCAUGCUCGGGAGGCCGACCACUGCUUUCCAGACGAGGUGUAUCGAAGGUGCAUUACGGGAAGAUAAACAGUGGUGGAAUUAUUGUUUAUUGACUCUUCCUUCUCACAUACCGACACCGCAAAUUGUCAACAUGUGCAAAGUCUUGUGGAAUCAAUUCGAUAUACUUCGCACUGUCUUCUUCCGGGAUCAAGAUCGAUAUCUGCAAAAGGUGCCGCGAGAGCAACAGCACAGCUACAGUAUCGAGGAGCACGAUGGAGAUAUCGAGGACAUCACUAGAAACGUGUGCUUGGAGGACUUCAAAGAGCAUGCGAUACUUGGCACUUGCUUCACAAAAUUCCUCAUCAUCGCCACGUCAGCAGGCGAGAGAAGAUUGGCCUUACGACUUUCACACGCUCAGUAUGACGGCAUGAGUCUGCAAUAUCUCCUAAGCUACCUUUCUUCUGCCCUCCGAGGAGAAAUGCGAACCGACCCUCCUCAAUUCAUGAACUUCAUCGACCAAAGCAUGAUGCACAUCGAAAGCUCAGAUCAUUUCUGGCAGUCAGUCUUACAAGAUGCGCCGAUGACACCGAUCCCUGCACCCCAAGGAUCGUCAACUUUUACACAGGGCGAAGCUAUUCCCAAGGUAUCUUGUACCAGGGAUAUAUGCUUUUCUAUUCCACACAGCGAUAUGACACUCGCCACGGCAUUCACAGCCGCAUGUGCGUGUGUGAUUGCGGGAGUGACUGCGACGUCGGACGUUGUUUUCGGCCGACUCAUUACUGGUCGCGCUGUCCUCGAAGAAGCUUUACAGGAAGUCUUAGGCCCGUGUGUCAAUUUUGUGCCUGUGAGAGUCAACUUCCAAGAGGAUGAUAUAUCCCUCAAGUUUGCCCAACAAGUUGUGCAUGAACAGUACGCGAGAAGUCUGCCAUAUCAGACAACAGGCCUCGGCAAAGCCGAGACAGACCCACGCAUGACGCAAUUUGCCUUCACUGUUCACUAUCAGGCCGUCAACGAUCGACCUACCAUAAGUUUGAACGGAAGCCAAAGCCGGCUCGACUUCUUGGAGCUUCCGGAAGGCUAUGAUACGGGGGAAGUUGAAAUCAUAGCCAAACCAUCAGGCGAGUCACUCAACGUCACCGUGACUGGGGGAGCGCAUCGGGCCGAAAUCAUGAGAGACGUGCUGGACAGGCUUUGUACCCUAUUGCAUCCAAUUGCUAAUGGGCGAGCUAAUCACGCGACGUAG
Penicillium angulare is the source of this 14349-nucleotide messenger RNA. Its product is annotated as nonribosomal peptide synthase. Gene Ontology annotation, biological process: secondary metabolite biosynthetic process; amino acid activation for nonribosomal peptide biosynthetic process. NCBI's taxonomy places the organism in Eukaryota, Fungi, Ascomycota, Eurotiomycetes, Eurotiales, Aspergillaceae. The transcript has a single exon. Gene Ontology annotation, molecular function: catalytic activity; phosphopantetheine binding. Gene Ontology annotation, cellular component: cytoplasm. Bases 1 to 14349 code for a protein of 4782 amino acids. The record is from RefSeq and is a predicted model, not a curated record.